AUGGUGUGUUCUUCUUUUGCAGAGGAAGGCAUCAAUCACGAGUGCAAGCUGUGUAACCAGAUGUUUGACUCUCCGGCCAAGCUCCUGUGUCACCUGAUCGAGCACAGCUUCGAGGGCAUGGGCGGCACCUUCAAGUGUCCCGUCUGCUUCACAGGUGAGGGGUCGGGGUGGGGCAUCAGAGGGGGGCCAGGUGGAGGGCAGUCAAGGUGCUUGAGUGUCUGACCAACAUUAACAUACACACAUAGACACAAUAUGAACACAUGUUCCACUAGAUCUGCAGGCCCACACACGGUGUUGCACUGCACUUUCUCACCCAUUGAACAGCAGAGAUGCUAAGACAUGGACCCAGAUAAAUCCUCUCCACCUCCCUAUUCCUCUCCCCAUACCUUCCACCCUAUACCCCCUCCUGUGCUAACAUGUAGUCCUCCUCCUCCACUACUUAAUUGAACUGUAUUAACGAUCAGUUCAGUGGGAGGUAAAGAGUUGGGUUGGAGAGAUGUCCUGUCUCAGGAAAGACACGGAUGUCCAUGUAGUAAAGAAUUAGCCAAGAUAUAAAAAACUCACUCCAUACAUUGGAAUCAAGUCCAUUGUGCAAGAUAGUGAAAAUAUUAUGACAAAUAGCCAAGCCGCAGGAGACCUAGCAGAGAUAUUCCACACUCUGUGCUUCUGAGAUGGAGAACUCAGGUCCUUUAUCAGUCCUGUCGUGCUGAUGGGAAAGUUAAUUAGAGCUGAUUUACCCAAGGUGCAACAGGGUGUGAUGUCCGCCUUGAGUAGGCCAGACUCACACUGUCAGCUCCACUCAGUCACAGCCACAGCCAUAGUCACAGGGCAGGGUUGGCUGAGCACAGAGACUAGCCCAGCCACAGUCGGCAUGAUUCAGUCAUAGGCACAGUCACAGCGACCAUCACAGGGAACCGGCACAGGGCAGGCCAGGUGUAGCCAAGACUAGCAGGCCAAGCAGAGCGGCUCAAGGUUCUUCAGGUUUGGCCGUGGUCCCCUGUGUCUGCUGUGCCCCAGAUCAGAAAGGCCCUGAGAGGUCAGAGAAUAAAGAGCAGGUUGAAAGACGAGGGCAACUAAUCCUCUAUGGCCGUCCGGCUGUUUUAGGGGCCCUCUGUACGUGUCCUCCGAGUUAAGCAGCCAGGGCUCUUCAGGUAGCAGGCUCAAAGUCACAUUGGACCUCCAGCUCCCCUGUGGGAAUCAGAAAUCAUUAUAGACACUGAGACACAGACAUGGCUGACUGUUGUCUGUCUUUAUCCAUUGUCUUAUGUCUGUUUCUCUUACUUCCUGUUUGUCUGCUUUUUUGUGUUUCUCUCUCUGUUUCUCUAGCAAUUGGAAAUCCCAAUCCCAAGCUGUCUGUCUGAGAGUCUACCUGCUUAUAUGUGUCUGUUGGUUUCUGUUAGUCUGUCUGCAUCAGAAUACUUACUAAAUUAUAAUCUCAGACCACGAAGCAGGCCCCCCUUGUCUCUCUCUCUCUCAAUAGUUGUUUGGUUGUGUUCAUCCCCCACCCCCACUCCCUUCCCCCACAGGUACACAGCACUCUUUUUAAAAGUUUAACUCUAUUCCUGUGCGGGUUAUGAAUAAGUAAGGGGGUGCUGCUCCUUUGGGGAGGGUUAAUAAUUCAGACUCUCCACACACACACACACACACAGCAAACUUAAGUUUACUGAAACAAAACAGAAAAAAACACAGGAGGGAUGGUCUGCAUGUUGUCUUACCUCCCCAUCUCUCCAUAUCUCAUCUCCUCCCGGUCUUUUCUCUAUUUAUAUUUACGCUGUUGAAGUUGUUGUUUUAGUGCAAUGAGUGUCUUUCCCUCGCCUCUGUAUUUGCACAGAGAGCGACAGAUUCCCACUUUUCCUCCAUAGUUCAUUCAGUAACCUAGCUCACUUUUUAGCAUAACUCUGCCCUGUCACCAGUUCUUUUAAUCCGAAACCAAUCAUCUAACACACCCUCUCCUUCCCCCCAGUCUUUGUCCAGGCCAAUAAGCUGCAGCAGCACAUCUUUGCCGUCCACGGUCAGGAGGACAAAAUCUACGACUGCUCCCAGUGUCCACAGAAGUUCUUCUUUCAGACUGAGCUCCAGGUCAGUACUAACUACAUACAGUGCCUUUGGAAAGUAUUCAGACCCAUUGAAUUUUUCCACAUUUUGUUACGUUACAGCCUUAUUCUAAAAUGGAUUCAAUUGUUUUUUCCCUCAUCAAUCUACACACAAUACCCCAUAAUGACAAAGCAAAAACAGUUUAUACAUUUUAGCAAAUGUAUUACAAAUAAAAAUGGAAAUAUUACAUUUACAUAAGUA
Molecule: messenger RNA, 2295 nt
Organism: Coregonus sp. 'balchen'
Lineage: Eukaryota; Metazoa; Chordata; Actinopteri; Salmoniformes; Salmonidae
Source: the annotation of a GenBank genome assembly